AACAACUAUCAAUCAAAUCCUCUCGACACCUCCGCCCACUCUAUCGGUGGCACAUACAACACACUGCAAGAGCAGAAUCAGAAAUUAACAUGCUCUUCCUCUUGCUAAAUAAAACUGACCAGUAAGUGGUGAGCCUCAAUCCAUCAUGGCAACAACGUCGUAUUUCCAACUCCAUCGGUGCAGUCCAUUCCCACUCUCUCUUUCCUCUCGUUGCUCUUGUCCCUGCCGCCCCUCGCCCUCCAAAACCCUAGUUCUCACUCGUCCGCGCCCAAAAUUGGGUCAUCUGGAUCUCUUGUUCGACGGAAAUAGACGUGCGCUGGGGCUUGGCCGAAAUGGAGCUUUGGCUAGCCGCCGGCUAAUCGCAGUCUCGGCUCGAGCCAAGCCGGAACGGCUUAGCGAGGACAAUGCCCACCAGGAAGUCCACAAAGGCCAUAAAUUGUCAAUGAAUGAGGAUGCGGUCUCAGAGCAUCAACAGAAAGCCAGUCAGUUAAAGAAAAGAAUUUUUUUUGGACUCGGAAUUGGGUUAUCUGUAGGCAUUGUCGUGUUGGCUGGAGGAUGGGUAUUCACAGCAGCUGUGGCGGCUGCUGUUUUUGUUGGCGCACGCGAGUAUUUUGAAUUGGUUAGGAGUCAUGGAAUUACUGCAGGGAUGACACCUCCACCUCGAUUUGUGUCACGAGUUUGCUCUGUUAUUUGUGCUCUCAUGCCCCUAGUUACCUUGUAUCGCGGUCAAAUUGAUGUUUCCGUGACAUCUGCUGCCUUUUUUGUUGCUAUGGCAUUGCUUUUACAGAGAGGAAAUCCUCGCUUUGCACAGCUUAGUAGCACAAUGUUUGGGCUAUUUUACUGUGGAUAUCUUCCUUGUUUCUGGGUUAAGCUUCGAUGUGGCCUAGCAGCACCAGCCCUAAACACUAGUUUUGGAUCAGCAUGGCCCAUCCUUCUUGGUGGACAAGCUCACUGGACUGUUGGUCUUGUGGCAACCUUGAUUUCUUUCAGUAGCAUAAUUGCUGCUGACACUUAUGCUUUUCUGGGUGGCAAGGCAUUUGGUAGGACACCCCUUACCACUGUUAGUCCAAAGAAGACAUGGGAAGGAACUAUUGUAGGGUUGGGCGGUUGUAUAGCCACUUCUGUUGUAUUAUCAAGGAUAUUUUGCUGGCCCAAAUCUUUAUUAAGCGUGAUAGCAUUUGGGUUUCUGAAUUUUUUUGGCUCCGUAUUUGGUGAUCUUACGGAAUCGAUGAUCAAACGUGAUGCGGGUGUAAAGGACUCUGGGUCUCUAAUACCAGGACAUGGAGGAAUACUAGAUAGAGUGGACAGUUACAUCUUCACGGGUGCACUUGCAUACUCCUUUGUCAAAACCUUCUUGCCACUUUAUGGAGUUUGAUAGACAUAUUUGGUCAUUGCGAAGUGAUAUUAGAAAGGAAAUCAUGGUCAUUACCAAGUCAAAAUGAGGCAAAGCUGUUUUGGUUAGCAUGAGCUGCAAGCAUGUUGGAGGGACGAAUUCUUUCGUUUAUUCAAUCUGAGAGAGAGAGAGAGAGAGAGAAAGAGAGAGCUCUAGAUGUCUCCGAGUCCUAAUUUAAUCUGAUCUAGAAAGAUGUUCCUCUGUACUUGUAAGGGGCUUGAGAUUAUAUUUCCUGACUUCUCCAGGUUCUGAUACCAAAUCCACGUUCAAAGGAAUACUUGUUUAACAAUGUUUCUUGAAUUGCAUGACAUCAGUUAAUCCAGCGGUAGCAUGAUCAUCUCUGAUGUCUACAGUAGAGCUGCUUUGAGCCAUUGA
Messenger RNA from Prunus mume (Japanese apricot), 1768 nucleotides. RefSeq names its product phosphatidate cytidylyltransferase 4, chloroplastic. Gene Ontology annotation, molecular function: transferase activity, transferring phosphorus-containing groups. Lineage: Eukaryota; Viridiplantae; Streptophyta; Magnoliopsida; Rosales; Rosaceae. The record is from RefSeq and is a predicted model, not a curated record. Gene Ontology annotation, cellular component: membrane.